AUGACCACAGAUAUAGCAGUACGUGGUCACGAUUAUAAUGGUCGAAUCGAAGAUUACGAUGAAUAUGACGAAAAUUCAUCGGCCAGGUUAUUCGAAAGAUCUCGAAUUAAAGCGCUUGCUGGUUUGUUAUUAAUUUGCUUUUUUUUCAACAUUGCAAUAUUUUUCAUAUUUGAUUAG
Dracunculus medinensis (Guinea worm) is the source of this 177-nucleotide messenger RNA. The record is from the annotation of a GenBank genome assembly. NCBI's taxonomy places the organism in Eukaryota, Metazoa, Nematoda, Chromadorea, Rhabditida, Dracunculidae.